This is a messenger RNA of Lathyrus oleraceus (garden pea), 855 nucleotides long. RefSeq lists its product as uncharacterized. The record is from RefSeq and is a predicted model, not a curated record. NCBI's taxonomy places the organism in Eukaryota, Viridiplantae, Streptophyta, Magnoliopsida, Fabales, Fabaceae. The transcript has 3 exons. Bases 1 to 855 code for a protein of 284 amino acids.
AUGUUAAAGGAGUACUCUUCUCUUCUCAGAAUUCAUAUCAAAGAGGAGGUUCCGUUUAAGAGUGGUGCAUAUGGUCUCCCUUUGAAGUUCUUGGCAGACAUAGCUGAUUACUAUGCUGAUAAUGGAAGUUGGGUGAUUUUUAAUAGACUACUAGUUGUGAUGGUGUAUGGAGCUGUAUUAUUUCCCGAUGUGGAGAAUUUGAUUGGUCUAGCUGCUAUUUGCAUCUUUAUAGGAAGGAACCAAGUUCCCACUAUUAUCGUUGAUACUUAUUAUGUUAUUCACUCCAAACAUGGAAAGAGAGGAGCAGUGGUUUGUUGUCUACUUUUGCUUUACAAAUGGCUCUUGAUUCAUCUUCAUGUAACAGGACCAUUCGUAGAAACACGAGGUACUUUGAAAUGGUCCAAAAGGGUGAUGGCUUUAACUUCUUUUGAUAUAAAAUGGGCUAAUGUUAUGCAUGUUACUGAGAUGAUCACUAGUUGUGGGGAGUUCUCCAACGUUCCUCUCAUGGGGACGAAAGGGUGUAUCAAUUAUAAUCCUGUAUUAGCUAUCCGUCAGUUGGGAUUUCCUUUGAGAGAUGAGCCCAAAGCUCGAGAGAUAGAAGCUUCAGUUUACUUUGCUAAGAAGGAGAAACCCGAGUUGUUGGAAAGACUGAAGACAUCUUGGCGAAAAUCCAUAAGAAGGUUGCAAGCGGAAAACUACCAAACUCAAGCUAAGAAAGAUGAGAUGGGGAUGCAACUCUACCAGGUUGAUCAAGAUAAGAGACAACUGAUGCACAAGCUUAAAGAGGCGAGAAGAAGUGUUCCUACAAAGAGGCAAAGACCAGAAAAUUCAAGAGCAGCUGAACACAUAAACUAA